Molecule: messenger RNA, 1089 nt
Organism: Pyrus x bretschneideri (Chinese white pear)
Lineage: Eukaryota; Viridiplantae; Streptophyta; Magnoliopsida; Rosales; Rosaceae
Product: triosephosphate isomerase, cytosolic-like
Exons: 9
Coding region: 23-904 (293 amino acids)
Biological process (GO): gluconeogenesis; glyceraldehyde-3-phosphate biosynthetic process; glycolytic process
Cellular component (GO): cytosol
Molecular function (GO): triose-phosphate isomerase activity
Source: RefSeq, a predicted model, not a curated record
ACCAAAACCGUAAUUUCGCUCUAUGACGUGGGCCCGUGCAACUGGAAUCCACAUAUACCCCAAAAAUCCGAAAGGCUCAGACACACUAUCCGCUGUGCGAUUUCGAGAUUAUCGAGAAAAGAUGGGCAGGAAGUUCUUCGUCGGCGGCAACUGGAAAUGCAACGGAACCUUCGAUGAGGUGAAGAAGAUCGUCAACAUACUGAAUGAGGGACAGGUUCCGUCGCAAGAUGUUGUGGAGGUUGUGGUUAGCCCACCGUAUGUUUUUAUUCCAGUGGUGAAGAGUUUGUUGAGGCCCGAUUUCCAUGUCGCGGCACAAAACUGCUGGGUCAAGAAGGGUGGUGCCUUCACUGGUGAAGUUAGUGCUGAGAUGCUAGUCAAUCUCGAGGUUCCUUGGGUCAUUCUUGGUCAUUCCGAAAGAAGACUUAUUUUGGGUGAAUCCAAUGAGUUUGUUGCGGACAAGGUUGCAUAUGCACUUUCUCAAGGUUUGAAGGUAAUAGCUUGUGUUGGUGAGACCCUUGAGCAGCGAGAAGCUGGCACUACUGUGGAGGUUGUAGCCGCACAAACCAAGGCAAUUGCAGAGAAAGUGAAAGAUUGGACCAAUAUCGUUUUGGCAUAUGAGCCUGUGUGGGCCAUUGGAACUGGGAAAGUUGCAUCUCCAGCUCAGGCUCAGGAAGUGCAUUCUGAAUUAAGGAAAUGGCUUCAAGCAAACGUCAGUUCUGAAGUUGCUGCAUCAACCCGGAUUAUUUAUGGAGGGUCUGUGAACGGUGCAAACAGCAAAGAACUCGCAGGUCAGCCUGAUAUCGACGGAUUUUUGGUUGGUGGAGCUUCUCUAAAGCCUGAGUUUAUUGACAUCAUCAAGUCUGCGGAGGUGAAGAAGAGUGCCACUUUUCCAUCUCUUAUCUGAAGAGUUGGACCUGGUGUCACUUUUACAUCUCUUAUCUGUGAGGUAGCGAAUAUUUUCCGUUCAAUUUUACGCCUACUUCUUUUGAGGAAAUAAUUAUGCGUCUUUGUUUUUUGGUUCAGCACCUGGAUAUGGGUUUCUCUGUAUUAAUAAAUGUUCUCAAGUGUUAUUGCUUUUUUCGCUCUCGA